Messenger RNA from Pomacea canaliculata, 2980 nucleotides. Its product is annotated as neuronal acetylcholine receptor subunit beta-3-like. Bases 330 to 1466 code for a protein of 378 amino acids. NCBI's taxonomy places the organism in Eukaryota, Metazoa, Mollusca, Gastropoda, Architaenioglossa, Ampullariidae. Gene Ontology annotation, cellular component: neuron projection; membrane; synapse. The transcript has 2 exons. Gene Ontology annotation, molecular function: transmembrane signaling receptor activity; extracellular ligand-gated monoatomic ion channel activity; neurotransmitter receptor activity. The record is from RefSeq and is a predicted model, not a curated record. Gene Ontology annotation, biological process: signal transduction; chemical synaptic transmission; regulation of membrane potential.
AACAACAUUCGGUUGCACUCGUCUAAGCGUUUGGUGAUUGCGUUCUCGUGUACAUGACGGAUGGCAGCUUGGUACGCUGCUUGUCACGUGCAGCAACAAAUAACAGUUCAAAGGAAAACUAGCUACUUAAGAAAAACAAGAAAAGAAAAGUGACUUCAUUGUUGAAUCAUCAGUGAUUUUUCUCAAUAGCCCUUUUUACUUCUUGCUUCAUAAUAUGUGGAAAUUGCUGUUUUUUCUGAUAAGCGCGGCCUCUGUCAAGAUGGCGUCAGGUCAAAGUGCCAUCGACGUCACGCAAGUCCACAAUCACAUCUACAACGUCAUCAGUCCCUAUGCGCGGCCCUCGACAAACCUUCCCUACCAACGACGGUCUACGUGUCCUUCUACCUCAUGUCCAUCAACGAGUUCAACACGCAGCACAGAAGCUGACCAGCACCGCCUGGCUGAUGGUCACGUGGCAUGACGACUACCUCACCUGGGACCCCAAGUCCUUUGGUGGCGUUGAAAGGAUCUUUGCGGAUCCAGCUCAGGUGUGGCGGCCUCGACUGGCCAUUCGAAACACGAUGAUGGACAUACGGCAGCUCGGCAAUGACUACGUGGUCUUGCAGGUGGAUCAUCACGGGAGGGUGACGUGGUACCCGGCCGAACGUUUCGAGACUUACUGCCAGGUCAUCGUGACCUACUUUCCACUAGACGUACAGACGUGCACGUGGGAUAUCGACAGCUGGGACGCAGACGGCGUUGACCUGCAGGCAAUAAAACUUGACAUUGACCACAGUUUCUAUGGAAACAACGGUGCGUGGGAGCUGGUGUCUUCAAACGUGAGUAAGGGCAACAACAAACUCGUCUUCCAGGUCACCCUCAAGCGGCGGCCGGGUCUCUUGAUCCUGAACCUCAUUCUUCCCGUCAUGCUGCUGGGUGUUGUCAACAUCUUCGUCUUUACCGUGCCGCCAGAGUCAGAGGAAAAGUUAUCAUUUGCUAUCACGACACUGCUGUCGUUCGGGGUGUUCUUAAGCUACAUCCUGGAUUUGCUGCCGUCGUCAGCGGAGACCAUGUCCACCAUGACCAUCGCCAUGAACGGCCAGUUCAUUCUAUCCUCCCUCUUUGUCCUUCUCACCAUCCUGGUCCUCCGCUUGCACCUCCGCGACGACAACAAGCACCCGGUGCCCAAGUCUCUUCAGUCCAUCAUCGUCAAAUUGGAGUUCAUUUUUCGUCUGGGGCCUCCUUCUACCAAAGUAGUGCCUGUGGUGGAGGUGUCGACCCUUCCUGGCCAGGAGGACGAGCAGACGACAACCAAGGAAGUAGAAAGGUUCAUGAAGAAGGCGGCUCGCAAAAUGGUCUUCGACAACCACGAGCUCAUGACAUGGAAACGGGUGAGCUGCUCCCUGGACAAAAUCCUCUUCAGGUUUUUCCUCUUAGCCGUUGCGAUUUCCUCCACCGCGGCGUGGAUCUACGUCUACCUCGGGUGAUGGGCAGAAUUUCUUGUAAGAAACACAUCACUUGAACUGUAGAACUCAUGAAAAUAUAUGUACUUAGCUUAGCUGCAUUCAUGUGAGCACUGAAACUGUACUUCACUAAAGCUAUACUUUAGACGAGUCGCAUUUGAGUUUUACUUCUAUCAUGUGUGUGUGUGUGUGGGCGCUCUAGUCUUUUUACGGGUGAGCUUAGUCCAGGCUGUGGACAAUUGCUUGAAGAGCUGAAAUUCAGUCCAGAUUUUUCACUGCCUUCGACAAAUUUCAAAUGUGAAGUCAUGAUGGACGUAAUACAAAAUGGCAUCAGCACCUCCAGUGAGAUACUGCCAACAGAAGAGCAGGCUUGGAGCACAGUUGAAACAGAUCUUUGGCUGUCAAAUCUUCAACAUCAAUGAGACAUGUAUCACAACUUCAUGGAAAAGCUUUGACAAAGUCUGGAACAAGGAGAACAUGUGAAGUGAAAAUUCAACAUUGAAGAGAGUCUCGUUCCAGUUCAUCAAUGCCCUGUAUAAUAUCUAGAGGGGCACAGUUCUGCUGAAUACCUCUCUUUCACACGGCAGUAGUCGUCUGUCAAGUAUGCCCCCUGUCACCUGUGCUGUUCAACAUUUUUCUGCAGAACAUUGUGCGUUAAACCCUUCAUCAUGCUUUCACUUUCAUCGGUGGAAUGCCGAUUUGCUAGCCUAUGCUUUGCAGGCGACAUCAGUAGACAUGUACUAGACCUAAAUACAGACUGACAGAGAGUUCAAACCCACGGAAUGGAGACCAUGACUGACAAGAGAAAACUGAUGGACACAGAAAAACAAAGCCCUAUCUAUAUCAACAGAAGUGGUAAGUACCCGGUAUCCACCCUCUGACAGAUACCCUCAUGAAGAUUGCAACAGCAACAGCGGAAAUGGCUAGAGUAGACAGGAUGUAAACAAACACACAGCUAUAACUUCUGUGAUUUGUAGGAACUGUUCACUGUCAACCCAGAGAGGUGGGUUUCGUCCCUGUCUAUCCAUGUUCUCACCACCGUUACUAGUCAAGGACGAAUGAAUGAAUUCCCAAGCUAUACAAUGUAGAAAGAGUUUAGACAAGCAUCGCUAAGGAUGCCACAAACAAAUUUAGAAACAAAGGUUUGGUUGGCGCACGGCUGGAAGGUAAACAAGCCAAGAGUAGAAAUGUUUACGUAUAAAUGAAAACACCAGUGACUUACAGAUGAAAACAAAUGUCGGCCAGUUUGCAGCACAAUAAAACACGACUUGGCAGAUUUUCUGUUUUAAACAUAAAUGUGAGAAUCCUUCACUCUAAUCACGUGCCGUGAUUCUUUUUUACAUUUGCAAUAAAUCAUAUUCGAUAUCUUUCAGAUGACUUUUUUUUCUUUUUGCAAGUACGCAAGCUUCGCAUGACUGUACCCGACUAAGGCCCUUUCUUCGAACUUUUGACCAAGUUCAGCGAAAAUUUUUAUAUAACAGCCUCGUGCAAAAAUUUUUUAAUGAAUCCUCGUUAAGCGUUUAUUUAUCCAGUUAAAA